ACAGUUUUUGGGUGCUUCCAGAUAAGUGUUUAUUGUGGAAUCAGUUCUCUUUUUUAAUUUAUUUUUGCAGCAUCCAUGUAAUGUUAUUCGCAUGAAAAUACCUGAGCAUAAUUUUUUCCUAGAUUUACCCUUUCUGCGGAAAAUCCAGUAGGUUAAAAAUGUUGCUAAUGCCCCAUUUACAAUAUUAAGCCCCCAUCUAGAACAUUUGUAAUAAGCACAAUGUUUGUGUAUCUUCGCUUAUUACCAUCCAUGUGCCAGCUAAAUUAUGGCACUCUGCAUUAGUGUCCAGCAGUUAUGCUUAAUUUCACCCAUAUUAAGUUGACACAAUCCUGUGUGUAUAUGUGUGUUGUUUUAAACUUGUGAAACCACAUGUUUGAAUCCACCAAAUAUCAGUUAUUUGUCAUAAUUUAGCUUUGGCAUUGAUGACUUUGGAUUUUGUGUAUAUGUGCAUGUUUGUAUGGUUUGGACAGAACAUAAAGAAGUGUUGAAUCAACUUAGAAACAAAUGGAACUAUUCUGCAAUUGCUGAACUUUUCUAAAAUGAGAACUGAAUUUUGUUAACAAAUGCUACAAACUGGGACUAAGCACCAUUUGACUCUAUGAGGCUUACUUAUGAGUAGGCAAAUAUAGGAUUGUGCUGUAAGGCAACAAGAAUGACCAUGGAAACAAACUAGGGAAAUGUUAAGGAAUUUAUGAGGAGUCUGGCUAAAUAUAUCCAUUAAGCUUUUGGUUGUUUUCACUCUGUUUUCUUAUAGGGAAUUCAAAGAAAGUGGCAGUACAUAUCCAGUCUCCUGAGGUUUUCAUCCUUCCACUUGUGUGAUGAUCAAAUGCUUGGCUGAAGAAGUGCAAACCAGCUUGCGGUCUGGAGUGGCCAUCAAUUCACUAGGCCAGUGUGUUGAGGAGCUUGUCCUUAACAGCAUAGAUGCUAAAGCAACAUGUGUGGCUGUCCGAUUGGAUAUGGAAACUUUUAAAGCCCAGGUGGUGGAUAAUGGCAGUGGGAUGGGAAGAGAUGACCUCAACAAAGUGGGAAAUCGGUAUUUUACCAGUAAAUGCUACUCAGUGGAAGACCUAGAAAAUCUAAAGUUUUAUGGCUUCCGUGGAGAAGCUUUGGCAAGCAUAGCAAACAUGGCCAGUAUAUUGGAAAUAUCAUCCAAGACAAAUAAGGUAGCAAAAACCUUCCUGAAACUGUUUCACAAUGGAAAAGGACUGGAAGUCUCUGAAACAGAAUUGAAUAGACCAAGUGCUGGAACAACAGUGACUGCGUACAAUUUAUUCCACCAAUUACCUGUGAGAAGAAAGUGCAUGGAUUCCAGAUUGGAAUUUGAGAGAGUGAGGCAUAAAGUAGAGGCUCUUGCACUUAUUCAUCCCUCCAUCUCAUUUUCUUUAAGGAAUGAUGCUUCCUGUUCAAUGGUGCUUCAGUUACCAAAGACAAAAGAUACACGAUCUCGGUUUUCUCAGAUUUAUGACCUAGGUAGAUCCCAGAAAUUACGAGAAAUAAAUUAUAAAUCUGCAGUAUUCGAGAUAAGUGGUUUUAUCAGUUCUGAAGGGCAUUACAAUAAGAAUAUUCAGUUUCUAUAUGUGAAUAAUAGAUUGGUAUUAAAAACAAGAUUGCAUAAACUUAUUGACUUUUUAUUAAGAAAACAAAGCAUUAUAUGUAAGACAAAAAGUGGGUCUUCGACUUCAAGUCCUGCUCGUCAGCGCUCUGGCCCAGAGCUCUAUGGAGUCUUUAUUAUCAAUGUGAAAUGUCCAUACGAUGCGUAUGAUGUGUGUUUGGAACCUGCAAAAACUCUAAUAGAGUUUCACAACUGGAAUGCUCUCCUAGCUUGCAUUGAGGAAGGAGUAAAAUAUUUUUUAAAGCGAGAACAUUUAUUUAUUGAGCUGUGUGGUGAAGACGUUAAAGAAUUUAAUGAAAACAAUGACUUUUGUUUAGUUAAAACUGUAGAUUUACACCCAUCUCUCCUUGAGGAGAAGGACUUGCAGGAGAGUUUCAAGAGAGCUUCUGAUAAUAUUGUGGAUUCUUAUGAAAUGUUUAAUCUGCAGUCAAAGUCUGUCAAAAGGAAAUUAAUUCAUGAAAAUAAGACAUCAGACCACACAGUACCAACUAACAAUUUGGAGGGAAUAGAUGCUGGCUCAGAUUUGACUAGCACUGGACCUGUUCAUGGUCUGAGUAGCAGUAAUGUGAAUCUUCUGCCUGACAAAAAUGGCACAAUUCCCAGCUUGCCAAAGUUGGGUAACCUACACCAAGAAUCAAACAUUUCUGAUAAUCUCCCUGUUGAGCCAAUUAAUUCCAAGUGUUCAGAAGAAAUUUGCGAACAGGACAGGACAGUUGCUUUAGAAAUAGACAAGUAUGCUUCUACUUCACUUUGUACUGAGAAACAUGAUAACUAUGCAAAUAGGCAACAAGACAGAGCCCUUCAGGAAAUUAACCCCAGCACUGUCACUCUGAGACAUAUUGAAGCUAUGGAAGAUGUUAAUGAGUUUGAAGGUGAAUCUCUUCUUGAACACGGAUUGAUAGGAAAAUAUAAGCCAGUGACAGGUAGGGAACCUUCCACAGGAGCAAAUGUCAAUGGAGAAGUGGUAAUGGAAAGGAAAAAAAUUAAGUUGUGUUCCACAGGCCUUAUAACACAUCUGAUGCAAAAUCUGCCACCUCACAAAACAACAGAAAUUAACAAUUCAUUAGACAGACAGACACAACUGGGUCCAAUAAGUGCCAAGGAUAUAUUUGAAAAAAAGCUAGAAUUUUCAGAGAAAACUCCAAGUGCUGAAGAAAAUUUGAGGAAAACCAGUGCUGCCAUUGGAAACAAAUAUAUGAGGAAGAAGAACAUGUCAGGUCAAAAGAAUGAGGUAGUUUCUUUUCCUCCACAUGGUAGUGUUGACUUUGUAACACCACAUGUCAAAGAUAAGGCACCUUCAGGUCCUGUUCGUCAUUUAGAUAGUGCAACUCAGACUAGGGAAAUGAUUGAGCCUUCAGUUAGGCCUAGAUCCUGUGGCUUUACAAAACUAAGCUUGCAUCCAAAGCUGGGGUCAUUAGAUAGAUUCAGAAGACAUUAUGGGAACUUAAAGAGUACGCCAACAACUGAUGUGGAAAAGAGUGAGGUUAAAAGGCCAGCCUGUGGCAGGUAUCCCACUGAUGAGAAUACAAAAUUUCAGAACUCUAUUACUUGUAAAACUCCAACUAAGGAACAUUUUGUGUCUAAUAACAGUGGUCAUAAUUGCCUUUUUUCUUUAGAAAAAUCUCAGCACUCCAUAGAAGAAAGUCUAUUACAAGGAGAAGUUGUUAAUAUAAGGGAGAGUCCUCUGACACUGACAGAAUACUCUCAGAUAAAAAAUAAACCUCUUUCUGACACUAACUUCACAGGAACACUUGCCUCUAAAGUAUCUAGAAUGAAGGACUGCCUUAUAGAAACUUUGACUUCAGAACCCUUAGGGCAGUCUUCAGAACAAUCUCAAGCACAUUCAAGCCAAAAAGAUGAAGUCAGACAUGACCACCUAUCUCAAAAUAAUCUUUUGAAGAGUGCUUGCCAAAUGCCUCAAAUUUCCCCAAGAAAAACAGGAACAGAGAGUUUUUCUUUUGCUUCAGCCUCUGAUGAGCAGGAUGAUCCUGUAGGAAUCUCUAGCACAAGACCUGGGAACGCGGAAGAUACUGUCAACCAUUGUUUCAUUGACACUGAUGGGGAAUAUGCAGUUUCCCCAAACAGAAGUUUAGCUUUGUCCAAUAAAGAGAAUGAUUCUGAAGGCUCCUGUGAAAAUACAGGCAUUAUGGAUGGAUUUAUAAAGCAAGCUGUGAAAGCCUCUGAAGUGCAAAAUGUGAACUUGAUUGGCAGUAUGGAGGAUGCUGCAGAUGACUCAAGUGCAGCUGUGGAGGAAGAGCCACGGUUGCAUCAUUCUGAAUGGUUUCAGCAGUUUGAUGCUUCGUUGGGUAGGAUGGUAUAUGUCAACAAACUGACUGGACUGAGCACCUAUACUGCUCCCAGCAAGGAACCUCAGGCUGUAUGUACUAAAGAUAUAAGCACAGUGGCUGUAAAUGUUGUCAUGGAGAGUGGGUUUCAGUGCAGAUGUCACCCAUUUAGAAGUGAGCUUAUUGUGCCCUUCCUUCCAAGACCUCGGCAAGAGAGGAGUUUAGCAAGCCAAGAUUUCAGAGAUACGCAAGGAGAAUCUCUCCAGUCCUUGUUUUCUGAAUGGGACAAUCCUGUGUUUGCUCAGUUUCCAGAGGUUGCUCUUAAUGUGAGUAGUGGGCAAGCUGAUAAUCUUGCUGUGAAAAUCCAUAACAUCCUGUACCCAUAUAGGUUCACCAAGAAGAUGAUUGAUUCAGUGCAGGUUCUUAAUCAAGUGGACAAUAAAUUUAUUGCUUGUUUAAUAAAUACUACGGCAGAUGAGAAUGAAGACACAGGUGGAAAUCUCUUAGUCCUGGUGGAUCAGCAUGCAGCCCAUGAGCGUAUCCGCCUAGAGCAACUUAUUACAGAUUCCUAUGAGAAGCAACCAGAAAAAUUGGGCAAGAAGAAAUUGCUGGCCUCCACUGUUUGCCCCCCAUUGGAGAUUGAGAUUACAGAGGAGCAGAGGAGACUCUUAUGGUGCUGCCAAAAAAGUCUGGAGGACUUAGGCCUUGAAUUAUCCUUUCCAGAGAACAAUCGCUCUCAGAUUUUUGUUGGAAAAGUGCCACUGUGUUUUGUGGAGAAAGAGGCCAAUGAAUUGCGCCGUGGCAGGCAGACAGUGACGAAGAGCAUUGUGCAGGAGUUCAUUCGAGAGGAAAUUGAGCUUCUGCAAUCCACAGGAGGGGCACGAGGGACACUGCCUCUAACAAUUCUGAAGGUGCUGGCUUCCCAGGCUUGCCAUGGUGCUAUUAAGUUCAAUCACAGCUUGACUUUGGAGGAGAGCUGUCAUCUUAUGGAAGCUUUGUCAUGUUGUCAGUUACCUUUUCAAUGUGCUCAUGGGAGACCUUCGAUGCUGCCUCUUGCUGAUGUAGAUCACUUGCAGCAGGAAAGUGAGCCGAAACCUAAUCUGGCUAAACUAAAGAAAAUGAUGAAGUGCUGGCAACUCUUUGGGAAAGAGAAGGACUGUUGUACCUGAAAGUGCUGACCAGAUCUUAAAAUUUCAUUGAAUGCUGAUGCCACUCAACAGGCAGUGCUUGAGGCAAAUGCUUCUAGAUGUUCCUGUUAUGGAACACAAAUUACUGUGGGACUGGGAUAAACUCUGAAAGCACAAGAAGAGAAGGAACUUUAGCGUCCUGAAUUCAUUCAGCAAGGACCAGGAUUGUAUAAUACUUAAAAUAUAUGAGGCAGAAUUUUCACAACUGUGCUCCUGAAAAAUGUGGAGUGACUUGCAUUGCACUAGCACUGUAUAAUCAAGUGCUUUUGAAAGGUUGUUUUUAAAAAUAAUAAUAGUAAAAUAAUGAUAGACUCACACCCAUGCCUCAUUGCUUUAUGAUCAUACCUUUAUGGUCCCACACGGGUUCAACAUUUGAUCAGAACUGUUGCUUCAACCAAAUUAUUAUACUGCUUACCCUAGUAUUUUUGUCACUUAGUAUUUCAAGUUACUUUUAAAUGCUGAUUUGCAUUACCCAACUGGUGCAAGCUAGAGCUUCAAACUGAAUUACUACCAAAAUGAAAUGCUUCCUAUUCAUUGAACUGCCCUGAGA
This is a messenger RNA of Lacerta agilis (Sand lizard), 5634 nucleotides long. RefSeq names its product mutL homolog 3 (gene MLH3). Gene Ontology annotation, biological process: mismatch repair. The record is from RefSeq and is a predicted model, not a curated record. Gene Ontology annotation, molecular function: mismatched DNA binding; ATP-dependent DNA damage sensor activity; ATP binding. Gene Ontology annotation, cellular component: mismatch repair complex. NCBI's taxonomy places the organism in Eukaryota, Metazoa, Chordata, Lepidosauria, Squamata, Lacertidae. The transcript is spliced from 12 exons. Bases 819 to 5066 code for a protein of 1415 amino acids.